AAAUGUAAACGUAGAAGGAGUAAAAUGGAGUAGCCUAUUGGUAAUUUCCCACAUGAUUGGACUUGAAUAGGCCAAACUGCAACAACAAAAAAAGUAGCCUAUAUCUGUCAUUCUCUCCAUCACCUCACGUCUCUCUCCUCCUACUCGACUCACGCACACGCGGAUAAAGUGGUCCACUUUGAGAGGGUGGGGCGCCAGUAAAUAUUCCUAAGUGGGGUCUGUCGCUCCCUCAUCCAUCUGCAGGGAUGAUCAUCAACCACCCGGACUGCAGAGCUUUUAAUACAACUUCCAGUCAAUGGUCUUUUCCUUCCGAAGGAUAGCGCGGAUAUCUGUACAGUACAGGCUAAUAUGUGGACGUAAGGGUUAGAAUCUGCAUCCUCCUGAGACCGGGAAGCCAUGGAAAGAGGAGCGCACCCUCACGUAUGGACUCCAUAUGUUUGGCGCGCGCAUAACGGACACCACCGGCAACCUUUCAAAGGCUUUCUGCAGCACUAACAACCUCCCUGCCAACACUCGCUGUCUUCAAGCACCAUGCCGUCUCUGUAUCAUGGGGCCAUCUUCGUGGGGGUCUUCCUCAUAGUGACCGGGGGCUCCACCGCCUUCCUCACCUCGUCCCAGAGCCGUCUGCAGGCCUUCUCCCUCUGCUGCGUGGUGCUAGGGGCCGUCAUGCUCAUCCUGGGGCUCUUUUGGGCCAUGAACACCAAGUCCCCGGUCAACUACAGCCACGGAGAAUACAACGGAGAGUGUCCGCACUAUCCCUACAACGACUACCCCAACUUUGGGAGCCACGUCCUUUUUGCGCAAUCGGGGAGCCGCUUCCCGGAGUCCCAGUCGGUGUUUCUGCCAAGGCACACAACCCCAGAACGCCAUCGGAGUGGCGCCAACUGUGAGGAAUUUGACUACCCUCCCAUGGAUCCCGGAUGUUUCAGUCCCUCCACACAACCUCCCCCGUGGCUUGGACCCCCGCCCCCCUAUGAAGUGGCCAUCAAGGUUACCUGCAGCUCGACGCAACUGCGGCGGGCAUAUUCUGACACCCACCUGGCAUCGGAGCCCCUGUUCGGACGCUCGAGGGAGAUCAGCUUUGAGGUGUGACGCCGGCCAAUGUUCAGACCUCCUUCCCGUGGCUGCCAGUUCAAUAGGCGAAGGUUUUAGGCUG
Gadus macrocephalus (Pacific cod) is the source of this 1156-nucleotide messenger RNA. RefSeq lists its product as uncharacterized. The transcript is spliced from 3 exons. The coding region runs from base 532 to 1092 and encodes 186 amino acids. NCBI's taxonomy places the organism in Eukaryota, Metazoa, Chordata, Actinopteri, Gadiformes, Gadidae. The record is from RefSeq and is a predicted model, not a curated record.